Messenger RNA from Heterocephalus glaber (naked mole-rat), 2306 nucleotides. RefSeq names its product cilia and flagella associated protein 210 (gene Cfap210). Lineage: Eukaryota; Metazoa; Chordata; Mammalia; Rodentia; Bathyergidae. Gene Ontology annotation, cellular component: axonemal microtubule. The record is from RefSeq and is a predicted model, not a curated record.
CCGGUUCCUCGGCGACAGCUGCGUCACUUCCGGCGGCCGUUGCUAAGCAACCAAAAGGCCUGGGAAACGCUGCGGGCUGGAUUCCGUUCUGCACUAGUCUAUCCAGGUCUUGGCUCGCUGUGGGCAAGUAGCAGAGAUGCUAGUGCGGUUUGGACGGCGCUCUGGACAGGCGAGAAAAAUCAAGGAAAUAAGGAACUCUGAAGACAGUGAAGUUUCCUACCCACCUCUUCUACCUAGCAAAGUGGAUCUCCGUCAGGUCACCAUAAUUCCACAUGAUGAGUGGAAAAGGAUUCAGGAUAGCCUGGACAGUUUGACAAGAGAAGCAGCAGCUCUUCGUGCAGAAAGAAAGGCAAAACAAGAAAUGCAUCUCCAAUCCCAAGAAGUGGUGAAACAUUGGACUAAUACAUAUGCAGGGAUGAAAGAACAGAAACUUAAAACCAAAACAAUGCGCGAUAAAGAAAUUGAAGCCAAAAGACAAAUCCUGGAUCUGGAAGAGGAAAUCCACAAACAAGGAGAAAGAAAAAAGGCCAUUGAAUAUGCAAAGCAGUAUCACUUUUACCAGACAGAAAGAGUGAAGAAUUUUCAUUCAGGACUUCUUCUCAGUAGAGUUAUGAAAGAACGUGAUGCCCAGAUUGAAUUCUGUAAGAGUAAGAUAAAACCAGAUACCAAAUGGGAAGAACAACUGAAACUCAACAUUGAAAAAGCUUUUAAAAAAGAGCAAGAAAAAGCAGAAAAACAACACAGAGAAAGAAUGGCUCUUGCUGAGGAGCAUCUAAAACAGAAGGGAGAAACAAUCGGAAAGAGAGCAGCUGGCGUAGCAGUGGAACAGCUGCCGGCAGUUGACUGGCUGACAGGGAGUGCAGGUUUCCCACAGGCAGGUGGACAUGCUGGGUUGCGGCCAGGAGGCCCCUCAGAGAUGUCUGAAGGAUUCGCACACAAGCCCCGAGAGCCAGUGUUUGGAGGCAGCGUCCGAAGAAUAAAGGAACAUGAAGAAGAAAAAGAAAGGAGGAAAAAACAUGAAGAAAAAGAUGCCGAGGAGAUAAAGCGACAAAAUUUAUUGUAUGAAAUAGAAAUGAGAAAAAAACUAAAAAAGAAAAAAGAAAAGAUAGAUGAAAGCAGAAAGCUGUUUUUUGAAUAUAUGUCGGAUAAAAACAUCAUCAAAGCUGUCAAACAGCAGCAGCAAGAGGAGGAAGAUGAAAAGAUUCAAAUAUUUAUCAAAGCAAAAAAGCAUCUGGCACAAAUCAGGAGAGAAAAAGAAGCUGAAACACACAGGCUAAUGGAGGAACGGAGAGAAAAAAUAAAUAAUUUCCUGAGUGAACUAAUAAAAGAGAAACUUGAUAAUGAAGAUUUGAUUAUUGCUAAAGAUAUUGCAGAAGCUGAGGCUGAAUGGGAGAAAAAAGAAAAAGAAAAGUGUGAAAAAAACAAAGCAGAUUUAAAAGCAAUUGCAGAACAUAGAGCCAUUAUGAUGAAAAAUAAAGAGGAAGAAGAAAGACAAAGGAAAAUAGAAUCUAAACAACAAUUGCUGGCAAUCAUGAAAGCAGAUCAAAUUUUCAGGGAGCAGGAAAAGGAGAAAAAACACAAAGCUGAUAUAGAACGCCGAGAAGUUCAAGAUGCCCAUAUUCAACAAAUGGCCAAAAAUAAAUUUAAUGCACAACAAGCAAAAGAAGCAGAAUUAGAAUAUUGCAGACGUACUGAAACUCUUGCAGCUGAAAAGGAGAAAGAAUUUCAGGAUUAUGCCAGAGAAGUGAUUGAACUUGAAUCUGAAUCAACAAGUAAAUAUAUUUACCCUCUUGUAAAAGCUGUACAGGAAGGACCUGGAGGUGGCCGUGGACCAGCUUUUGUGGACAGAGGUGGAUUAAGACCCAGCUAUCAAGCAAAUGAUUUUACUGGAGUCCAGCUCCCUUUUUACAGUUCUCAGGAAUCAAAAUAUAAUUUACAGAAGUCUAAGGGAAGGCUAGGUUUUACAUGGUAGAAAAAUGUAAAGAUUGAAAAGACUAGUAGCAAAUAUGAGCUACAAAUGUAAUAUACUGUUAAUAAAGCUGCUUUUCAUCUCAGUACUAUUAUGCCCGACUUGCUUCUUCAUACUAUUUCCAUUGAUAUAUAAAACCACAGUUGACUUUCCUUUUUUAUUGUAAAUACAUGAGGUCAAAUUUUAUUCAAACUACAUUCACUGGUAUCAAGUAUAUUCACAAUACUGUGUGUCUAUGCCUGUUUACUGCUCCAAAUGGAGCCAUGUAUCCAUUAAGCCGUAGCUCUCCAGUCUCCCUCUCAAAAGCCUCCUGCACCCACUAAUCUGCUUUGUCUCU